Macrobrachium nipponense is the source of this 727-nucleotide messenger RNA. RefSeq names its product piggyBac transposable element-derived protein 3-like. The coding region runs from base 23 to 727 and encodes 234 amino acids. Gene Ontology annotation, molecular function: sequence-specific DNA binding. Lineage: Eukaryota; Metazoa; Arthropoda; Malacostraca; Decapoda; Palaemonidae. The record is from RefSeq and is a predicted model, not a curated record. The transcript is spliced from 2 exons.
UUUUUGCAGUUCCAAAAGCAGUAUGUUUUAUGGGCAACGCAAUGCUGCAUUGGAGACUCAGGAACGUGUACCAUGGGUAGCCCCUGACGACGCUGAAGGAAGUGAUGUCGACGUGAGCCCUUUGGACAUUGACAGUGAUGAUGACGACCCUACCUACGUUCCUGACGAAGGCCUUACUCAGGACGAUGCCUUUGACCCUCCUAACUCUAGAGCUCGCAAGGUCAAUGUUGUUGUCCCUCAAGCGAUGCCUAUGGAAGAGGAAGGUGAGCCUAACCCUAAGAGGUCUCGUGCUGAUGAAUGGAAGAAGGAAGACAUUGAUAUCCGUGCCCUGCCCAACUUCAUUCAUCAGAAGCCUGACUAUUUGAGGGAACCUUAUGAAUAUUUCUCCCAGUUCUUCACAACUGAAUUGAGGGAACACAUUGUGUAUCAAUCCAACCUGUACUCAAGACAGAAGGAUGUAGGCAGCAACUUCCACAUGUCAGAAGAGGAUCUCAUGGUUUUCCUUGGCCUCAUCGUGUACAUGGGGCGGGUGGUUCCUCUCCCUAGCAUAGUUGGACUUCUGGGCCGUGAAGACCAGGAUUCCUCAAGUUGCAGACUUCAUGUCCAGGACCGCUUCAAGGCAAUUCGAUCUUCCUUCACUUCAGCGACAAUGAACCAGGCAGCUGCAUCCCAAGAUCGGUUCUUCAAGGUGAGAGUCCCCUUCACCAAGGUCACCAGAGAGUUCUGA